Messenger RNA from Drosophila arizonae, 2302 nucleotides. RefSeq names its product ferric reductase 1. Gene Ontology annotation, cellular component: membrane. Gene Ontology annotation, molecular function: transmembrane ascorbate ferrireductase activity. The record is from RefSeq and is a predicted model, not a curated record. NCBI's taxonomy places the organism in Eukaryota, Metazoa, Arthropoda, Insecta, Diptera, Drosophilidae.
AGAUUUGAAUACAAGGCGCGCAGUCUUGUGCGCGAUAGACACGGAAAGAUAAACAAAAGCCGUGUAUUUGGCUCUGUCUUAACAUAAAUUAUUGGUGCUUAAAGAUGUCAUUGUCCACGCUGGCGUUGGAUUUGUUGGUGCGCAAACGCUGCUGGCUGCUCGUUGCGCUCGGCGCGCUGCUCAGCUGCGGCUGCCACUCGGUGUGGGCCUUGCCUCAAGGUGCACCGGAAACGGUGUGCGACACAAUGCUGCCGUUCCAUGCCGGCGGCUCGGUGCUGCCAGAGAACAGCGUCUCGCCUUUUAGCAUCGAGACGUCCAGCUCGGUCGUCGGCCAGGGUCAGACGCUGCGCAUCGAUGUGACCGGCGCGCCGGCGGGUCUCAGCUUUGGCGGCUUCAUGAUCCAGGCGCGCAAUCGUAAUCCACCCUACCAAAUAGUCGGCCAGUUCAGUCCCAGCCGCGACGGCACCGUCAAGCUGAUGAACUGCGAGAACUCCGUCAACAACUCGGCCACGCACAGCAAUGCCGGACCCAAGCCCCAGGUCAGCAUCGACUGGCAGAGCCCGGUCGACUUCCUCGGCCAAGUGGUGUUCAACGCCACAGUUGCCCAGUCGUACAAUCAAUUCUGGGUAGGCAUACCCUCGAAUCCCGUGCAGGUGGUGCGACGAGAUGUCUCGUCAGCUGCACCACUGCCCACGCCCAGUUCGCCCAACAACAACAACUUUAACUAUGCCAGCACCCGUUCGCCCUAUGUGCCGCCCAGCUAUGUGGCGCCCAAUGCAGUGGCGGCCAGCGAGGAUAGCUUCUACGAUGGCUGUGGUCAGAGCAAGAACUGCUUUGGCUUUCCCAAUGGCUGUGUGGCCACCAAAUCGUGCACCUCCGUCUCGGCGGUGACGGUGCGUGGCGACAUCUAUGAGUUUGAGCUGCGCUCCGGCAAGGGCACCAAUGCCGCCUACGUGGCGCUCGGUCUGUCGGAUGACGCCAAGAUGGGUGAAGAUCUGACCACGGAAUGUGUACCCGAGAAUGGACGCAUUAAUCUCUACUCCUCCUACACCUCGGCGAAUCCCUACAGCGCCGUUCGGGUCAAUGUGCCUCAGAACUCGGCGCGUCUAUUAAAUGCAUCGCUGGUGGAUGGCGUCAUCUAUUGCAAGGUGCAGCGCGAGCCACUCACUGUGGUGCAGGGACGCAGCUUCGAUUUGCGAAAUGGCGCCUACCACAUGCUCGUCGCCUCUGGCAGCAGCCUGAAGGAGAACAGCGUGGGCUACCACGACAUUGGCCGCCUGCCCUCGGGCAGUCCCAUCAAUCUGGCCGUGGUGCAGGAUGUCGGUGGCUCCAGUCAGCUGCUGGUGCGUCUGCAUGGCGCCUUCAUGAUCGCCGCCUGGAUCGGCACCACCUCGCUGGGCAUCAUCUUUGCGCGGUACUUCAAGCAGACGUGGGUGGGCAGCCAGACCUGCGGCAAGGAUCAGUGGUUCGCCUGGCAUCGCAUGCUCAUGGUCACCACCUGGACGCUCACCGUGGUCGCCUACAUUCUCAUCUGGGUGGAGCUGAAGCGCGCCGUCUGGCAUGCUCACUCCAUAACGGGCCUGAUCACGGUCAUCCUUUGCUUUAUACAGCCCAUAGGAGCGCUCUUCCGUCCCGGCCCCAAUGACAAGAAGCGUCCCUACUUCAACUGGGGCCACUGGCUGGGCGGCAAUCUGGCGCACAUACUAGCCAUUGUUGCCAUUUUCUUCUCUGUGAAGCUGCCCAAGGCGGAGCUGCCUGAAUGGAUGGACUGGAUACUGGUUGGCUUUGUGGUCUUCCAUGUGCUCGUCCACCUCAUCUUUUCCAUCUACUUGUGCAUUAAUCAUUGGCAGAUAUCGGGCAUCGCAUCGGAUCGCCAGCAGAGCCAGCGCAUCAACACGUUCCAAAUGGGCGACAUGACCCACCAUCAGCAGCACGCCAUGCGCAAUGGCAUGAGCAUGGAGCGCAAAAUGGAUGCCCCGUAUGCGGCUCUGCGCAAGGGUCUUCUCGGCGUCUACAGCGUGGUCCUCAUCCUGUUCGUCGUGGUGCUCAUUCUGCUCGUGGCUCUGGCGCCCAUUGAGAAGCUCUUCGAGUAGAUCAGGCAACCCAGGCAGCCAGCUAGGAUUAGAUAAGCGCUUAACAAUCUCUGCUUCUACGCUCAAUUGUUUUAUAACAUAUUAUUUUUUUAUACCAUGUGUAAUUCGUUCCCGUUUUAUGUUGUUAUGUGUAAAUUAAGCGCAAGAGUGUAACGUUUCAGUACAUGUAUAUAAUUUAUUAUUGAUAAUGUAAAACAAGCCAACUUAAA